UUCUCACAUCUUAUCCUAAAAUUCAUCUUCAAAUAAAGAUAGAGUGACACUCCACUCUCAAACACCAUGUCUUGUGCUUCAUUUUCACUUUCCUUUCUUCACAACGCUUGUGCUGAUAACAAGCAGUUUACUUUCCAAGUUCGUCCUAAAUUGGUGAUACAAACAAUUGAAGCUAAGGCUAAAACAAGAAGGGAAGAUAGAACUGCCCGACAUAUUCGUAUUCGCAAGAAGGUUGAAGGGACAACCGAAAGACCAAGAUUAUGUGUCUUCCGCUCCAACAAGCACAUUUAUGUUCAAGUCAUCGAUGACUCCAAGAUGCACACAAUGGCUUCUGCUUCAACGAUGCAGAAACCAAUCUCUGAGGAAUUUGAUUACUCUGCUGGUCCCACUGCAGAAGUGGCAAAGAAAGUAGGGGAAGCUAUAGCUAAGGCCUGUCUAGAGAAAGGGAUCACGAAAGUAGCCUUUGAUCGCGGAGGUUAUCCUUACCAUGGACGGAUUGAAGCUCUCGCUGAAGCUGCACGAGAAAAUGGCCUUCAGUUUUAGAAAGUGGUUUCUUUGUUCUUAUUUUUUUGUUUGUGCAAAUGACCUUUUUUAAUCUUCCUAUUUGUUCCAGUUUGUAAAACUCAAUGAGUAACAAGGGAUGAACUGGAGUCUGGAUGUAUGAGAUCUGCAAUUCUUUUGGUUU
Messenger RNA from Lycium barbarum (goji berry), 685 nucleotides. Its product is annotated as large ribosomal subunit protein uL18c. The record is from RefSeq and is a predicted model, not a curated record. Gene Ontology annotation, molecular function: structural constituent of ribosome; 5S rRNA binding. Gene Ontology annotation, biological process: translation. Bases 67 to 543 code for a protein of 158 amino acids. Gene Ontology annotation, cellular component: ribosome. NCBI's taxonomy places the organism in Eukaryota, Viridiplantae, Streptophyta, Magnoliopsida, Solanales, Solanaceae. The transcript has 3 exons.